This is a messenger RNA of Physcomitrium patens, 2824 nucleotides long. The record is from RefSeq and is a predicted model, not a curated record. NCBI's taxonomy places the organism in Eukaryota, Viridiplantae, Streptophyta, Bryopsida, Funariales, Funariaceae.
UCUUGCGUUGCGUGAAUGUGCUGCUGCGGCACGCACCCCAAGCUGCGAAAUCCCAAUUGCUGCGGUAUUGGAGCAAGCGUGCGUGGGUGAAGCGCGGGUUGGCUGGAAGCGAAGACAGCUGAUGUCAUGGCGGACUACGUCGUGAUCCAGGAACAACGUCGCCACCAGCUAUCCUCAGCCCACACCGUUGACUCUGAACCGGCAGGAGCCGCAAAAACUCUGGAGUUAUCAAAGCGUGCGCGGUGCAAAACGCAACUGCCAUUUGGCCACGGAACUCACCUCUCUCACUCGAAUUCACCAGCGUCCCGCAGUUGUUUCUUGCUGGGUUCGCUCCAGUGAGUUUUAGAGUCUCCCCAGAAUCUCCCUUAUCGGCUUCCGUCACCGAUUUUAGGGCUGGGUGGGUGGGUGAUGUUGUGGUGUUUGGAUGGAUCCUGCUUUGUCGUAGCUGUCCGACCGUGUUUGUCUACCGCAUGGUGCAGGUGGACGACCUGGUGACCGCAAAGUGCGCCAGUGCUUGCCACUAUUACAUGAGCUGUCGGCGGAGACGAGGAGGAGUGGAGCAUCCUCUGUGGGUUAUGUCCUUGGAGUCGUGGGAUGUCCGUGAUUUGCUGACUAGGUUUGGUGGAUUGAACCGUGGUGGCGAUUUGGUGGUAACGUGCGUCUCGGCAGGCCUAACUGAUCGAGCAAUUUUGAAUUCUACAGCUGUGGGUUUUUGGCGGAGUUGUGGAUGUGGGUGUCAGACUGGGGGUGAGGAUGCGUGACUAUAUUUGUGAAGGAGCUUUCCGUUCCAUUUGUGAUUCGAGAGGCGGGUGCGGUGUGGCGUGCUUGGCAGGCGUGGUUGAUUGACGUAACUGAAUUAGUGGGCAGGAGCGCUUCCGUGGAACCUUAAUUCGUUUUCGUGGCCGAAAUUUCAAGUCGGGAUGGUAUUCCUAAGGUCAUGCGUACUUGCAGUGAACACAAGAUGCAGGUCAGUGUUACAGAUAAUACACCCAAGCUGCAUGAAUUUCCUGAAUCAAUAAUUGAUGAGAUAUUUAACAAAUUGGAGAACGCGAAGUACAUAGCGACCGCUAGAUGUGUUUGCAAAUGCUUCAACGAAGCCAGUAAACGGAUUCGGUCCGUUCGAUUCAUCUGUUUAGAUAAGUAUCAUGAGAGUAUAAGAUAUGGACUUAGGCUUUCGUCUCCGAAAAUUAGUCAAUCCAGUCCAUCUGCAAGAGCUCAGGCCUCCCGAGGAAAGCAAGUUGUGACACAGGCCAUCAACAGCGACGUAGAGGGCUUGGAUUCUGGCGGUAAACACGAACCCAGUACAUCAACAACCGGAGGUACUCAAAUACAACACCUUGAGAGGAAGCCCUCUGUCGAUCGCAUCGAAGGGGACUCCCAUUCCAUUUCCAAAGGAGAAUCUAGUACAGCAGUUGCUGAAACCACACAGUCUUUUAGCAGUGACGAAGAGGGCUCAUCAUCUGAUGAUGAAAGGCCUGUCUUUAUUUUUAGGAAUGUAGUCGAAAGGUUUCUGGAAAAACAGAAGCUGGUGCAACUAAGGCUAGAGAUUGAAGGAAAGCUGCAGUCGAAAUAUGUUUCUGAGGCGGAGAGGAGAAGAACAGACUUUUGGCUGAGUGACCCCAUGCAUUUAACAAGAUGGGUGCCUAAUGUCAAAGACACUUUACAGCACUUGUGUAUUGUGGAUUAUGGACAGCAGGCCAUCAUGCGCAGAUCAAGCAUCCUUGAAAUACUGUCUAAGAACUGCAAAAAGUUGAAGACCUUGGAUUUGCGGAAUAUGUUCAUCGAUUCGAGUGGUCUUGAAGAUAUGCCUGCGUUGACAAGCAUCACAUUGCGAUGUGUGAAGGUUACUGGCGAUACUUUACAACUCAUCAAUGCCCGUAUGAGGAAUCUAGUCAUCUUGGCUCUAUCAGGAGUAUUUGGAGUGGUUGAAGGCACUCUAGACAUACCUUCUCUGAAGGUUUUGUGCCUGGGUCUUUCAACUGUGGCCAAGGACAUAAGCAUGAAUCUGCCGAGUCUUUCAAAGUUGCAGCUAAAGAUGCUGUGUCCAGAGAAGUUAACCAUCAGUGCGACUACGUUACAAUUUCUGGCAUUCAACCUUGAGGUUGGAGAAAAUGCAGUGAUUGAAUUUGACGAUCUUCGCGAUUUGCAGGAACUGUUGUAUGGAGCCUCUAGUUUUGAUACACUUACGAAGCUUGUCGCAAUGAAUCCCAGCCUCAACAAAUUAUUCUUAGAUAUACCAUGCAUGACACUAGGCGGAGACGGAAAGUGGUUGGGUGUUUUACCGGGCGUUCCAUUAUUCCUUCCGAACUUCAAACAGCUUCUUUUGUGCGAAAGACUUGGGGUUCUGAAUAUUGGGCCUGGGCUCUGGCAUUCAAUGGAAGUAAACCUGGAGACGAUGUUAGCAGUGAAGAAUUGGCCUUCUUUCAAACGCCUCAUUCUUCAUAUGAUUCCUGGAAAUUUGGAUGCUUGCACAGCCAUUCUACGUACACUGCUGAAGCCAACCUUGACUUCACUGGAAUUGUACAUUCACACUAGUAGUCCAGUCAGCUAUGAUGCAAUUGUAUCACAAGUGAGCGGCAUCACAUCAAACUUUGACCGAAGCUUUUCCUUCAAACCACUGAUUCUACGUGGACCUGCACUGGCAUCAUGCAGUAAUGGCGGUUAGUUUUUACCAGGCUUCAAUCAUAUUUAACUGUACUGGUGCAAUGCAUAUGUUGUUGAAUGGUUCGCCUUGAAGUGAGGUGCGACCUUGUUAAGUUUCAAUUGUUUUCGAAAGAAAUUAUCAAUGUUCAUACAUCACAAAACCUCCCCUAAUUUUUUCUGA